AUGAGGCCUCCGGCCAUGGUCUUCAGUGUGGUUUGUGGCCUGCUGCUCUACGUGCCGGCUCCAGUCGGGGCCAAUGACUUCUCCUCUUUUCUGAGCGCCAAUGCCUCCCUGGCUGUGGUUGUGGAUUACGAAUAUAUGGCUAUGCAUCGACAGAACAUUUUGGCACAUUUUGAGAAGAUUCUCAGUGAUAUCAUACGCGAGAAUAUGAAGAAUGGCGGCAUCAAUGUGCGCUACUUCACCUGGAAUGCCGUUAAAUUAAAGAAAGAUUUUCUGGCUGCCAUAACGAUUAUGGACUGUGAGAGUACCUGGAACUUUUAUAAAAAUACACAAAUAACAUCGAUACUUCUAAUUGCCAUCACGGAUUCGGAUUGUCCGCGUCUACCGCUUAAUCGUGCGCUGAUGAUACCCAUGGUGGCGCAGGGCGAUGAGUUUUCUCAAAUUUUACUCGACGCCAAGGUGCAGGGGAUUUUCAAAUGGAAGUCGGUGGCUGUAUUCGUAGAUCAAAGCAUACUCGAGGAGAAUCCGAUGUUGAUCAAGUCCAUUGUGCACGAGAGCACCAUAAAUCAUAUACCGCCGUUAUCGGUGAUUCUCUACAAGAUUGACGAAACGCUGCGUGGCCAGCAAAAGCGUGCUGCUCUGCGCCAAGCAUUGGCACAAUUUGCGCCCACCAAACACGAACUGAAGCGCCAACAGUUUUUGGUCAUUUCCCAGUUCCAUGAGGAUAUCAUUGAGAUAGCCGAGACAUUGAGCAUGUUUCAUGUGAACAAUCAAUGGAUGUUCUUUGUGUCGGAGCAACUGCAUGCAGGUUUUGAUGCCAGUACUGUGACCAUGAAUCUGGACGAGGGCGCCAACAUAGCAUUUGCACUCAAUGAGACCGUGUCCGAUUGCGUAGAUACACUAAACUGUACCAUAUCGGAGGUAUCAAUGGCCGUUGUCACCUCGCUGUCACGCAUGAUCCUCGAGGAGCAAUCGAUCUAUGGAGAAAUAUCCGAUGAGGAAUGGGAGUCAAUACGCUUUACCAAGCAUGAAAAACAAGACGAGAUGCUGCAGUACAUGAAAGAAUAUCUGAAGGCUAACAGCAAAUGCGCAAGCUGCGCCAAAUGGCGCUUCGAAACGGCCAUCACCUGGGGUAAGAGUCAAGAGAAUCGUAAAUUUCGCAUGGCGCCAACUCGCGAUACGAAAAACCGAAACUUUGAGUUCAUCAACAUAGGAUAUUGGAGCCCACUUCUGGGCUUUGUAUGUCACGAACUAACCUUUCCACACAUAGAUCAGCACUUUCGCAACAUCACCAUGGAUAUUGUCACAGUGCAUAAUCCGCCCUGGCAAAUACUGACUAAAGACAGCCGCGGAGCCAUCGUGGAGCACACUGGCAUUGUCAUGGAAAUACUAAAGGAACUAAGUCGCGCUUUGAACUUUAGCUAUUACCUGCACGAGGCCCAUUCGCCGGACUACGAGUACUCGCUUGGCCAGAGCACAAAUGAGAGCGAUGAGCUGAUGGGCUCAAUGACCUAUCGCAUACCGUAUCGUGUGGUUGAGUUGGUGCAGGGCAGUGGGUACUUCAUGGCAGCCGUGGCAGCCACCAUUGAUGAGCCGCACAAGAAGCGCUUUAACUACACGCAGCCCAUAAGCAUACAGAAGUACACAUUCAUUUUGCGCCAGCCGGAUGAGGUGAGUCGCAUCUAUCUGUUUACAGCUCCGUUCACCCUAGAGACCUGGGGCUGUUUGGCGGGCAUUUUAUUGGUGACGGCGCCCAUGCUGUACAUUGUUAAUCGGCUGGUGCCGCUGCAGGAGCUGCAAAUCCGCGGCCUGUCGACAGUCAAAAACUGUUUCUGGUACAUUUACGGAGCGCUGCUGCAACAAGGUGGUAUGUAUCUGCCUCGUGCGGAUAGUGGCAGGUUGGUGGUCGGUUUCUGGUGGCUUGUUGUCAUUGUUCUGGUUACCACCUAUUGCGGGAAUCUGGUUGCUUUUCUCACAUUCCCAAAGUUUCAGCCGGGCAUCGAUUACCUUAAUCAAUUAUUUGAUCACAAGGAAAUCAAACAAUAUGGCCUGCGUAAUGGCACGUUCUUUGAGAAGUAUGUGCAUUCCACGACACGUCACGAUUUCAAGCGCUUCAUGGAGCGCGCUUUAGUCUAUAAUAGCUCACAAAGCGAGAAUAUUGCAGCAGUAAAAGAAGGUGAACGUAUCAACAUUGACUGGCGAAUUAAUUUGCAGCUUAUUGUGCAGCAGCACUUUGAGCAUGAUAAGGAGUGCAAAUUUGCAUUGGGAAAAGAAGACUUUGUGAGUGAGCAGAUCGGAUUGAUUGUGCCCUCGAGCAGCGCCUAUUUGCACUUGAUCAACCAGCACAUAGAUCGGCUGUUUCGCAUGGGUUUCAUCGAUCGCUGGCAUGAUACGAAUCUGCCCUCGAUGGACAAGUGCAAUGGGAAGCAUAUGCAGAGGCAAAUCGCUAAUCAUAAAGUGAACAUGGAUGAUAUGCAAGGCUGUUUUAUGGUUCUUCUUUUUGGCAUCAUUGCGGCGUUGCUAGUGAGCUGCAUUGAGUUCUGGUAUUAUCGGUUAUUAGUUCUGAACAAGGGUCAGAGCAUUGCCUUUGCCAAUUGACACAAACACACGAGACGCGUCGGAUU
Messenger RNA from Drosophila novamexicana, 2621 nucleotides. It is a transcript of the gene Ir93a, whose product is annotated as ionotropic receptor 93a. NCBI's taxonomy places the organism in Eukaryota, Metazoa, Arthropoda, Insecta, Diptera, Drosophilidae. The record is from RefSeq and is a predicted model, not a curated record. Gene Ontology annotation, cellular component: membrane. Gene Ontology annotation, molecular function: ligand-gated monoatomic ion channel activity. Bases 1 to 2595 code for a protein of 864 amino acids. The transcript has 10 exons.